AUGAGCGCAAUAGCAGGCGGAACCGCUGGUCUGAGCAUCGCGACGCCUGCCGGCAGAGGCCGCAAGCGAGGGUCGUCAGCUGCGACGUCGCGAGCUGCUGCGGCGACAAGUGAUGCGGUCGGGGUAGAAAGCCUGGGCGGGCGAUCGAGCAAACGAAAAGAUGCAGUUGCGGGCGGCGGUGAGGCGGGUGACGACGACGACGACGUCUUAAGCAAGCCGGCGUCGUCUCGCCUCGGGGUGACAGGCGCUGCUGCGGCUGCGGGCGCGGAUCACGGCGGGCACGCGUCGGCAGGUGCGGGCGAUCGCGAGGGGACAGAUGGGCGCGGGGCUGUGGCGGGGCUCCGAGACGGCGACGCUGCGACGGGCGGACACCGGCGCGCAGUAUCGGGGAACUUCGCAUGGCUGGGCACGAGCACGUCGGGCGCUGCGCAUGCCGUGAAGGCGGCGCUCAAGUCGUCGCUUGUCGCGCUGGGCGCCGCCAGGGGUCCCGCGUCGGCAGCGGGCAAGGGCGCAUUGCCGGGCCGUUCGGGAGGAGCAGCCGGGGGGGAAUCGGUCCGCGCUGCGGCGGCGCAGAGGCUAAGCGCGGUGUUGCGGCACCCCGCGGUGCCGGUGGUGCUGCCCAUGGUGCUGGCGGUGGUCAUCAGCGCCUACUUCCUCCGCCUCGUCCCCGGCGGCGGCACCCAUUCCAUGCCGGACGAGGGGGGCUGGCGGCUGUGGUGGGGGGGCAACCGCGCCGAGCGCAUGGCGGCCGCGGCGUCUGCGGCGGCGAAGGCGCAGCAGGCGGCGGUGGAGAGGCUGCAGGAGGUGGUGGUGCGGCUGGAGAAGCGCACCGAGUCCAUGGCGCAGGCCCUGCAGGUGCAAGCGGACACACUGGAUUCGAAGCUGGGUGCGGUGAGCAAGGAGCAGGAGGUGCGAGCACAGCACGCAGCAGAGCUGGAGAAGCGACUGGAGCAGCUGGGCGUGAAGGUGCAGGAGACGGACGCCGCCGUGCUGCAGAUUCUGGCCAACGGGGGGCCCAUGGUGCGGCAGGAGGUGGUGCAGCUCGUGCAGCAGGUGGCAGAGGAGAGGGCACAGGAAGUGGAGGCGCGCGCGUUGACGCUAGACGACGUGAGGGCGGCGGCGAAGAGGGUGGUGGAGGAGCAGCUGCAGCGCCACCUCACGGAUGACAUAGAGCGCGCCGACUAUGCCCUCGCCACAGGGGGGGGGCGCGUGGUGGCGCACUCAGACGCGCUGUACACGCGGCAGCAGCAGCAGCAGCGCCAGCAGAAGCGGCGGUGGAGCCAGGUGGUGAGCACCGUGUCUCGCCUCGCUUCCUCCGGUGCUGCCGGCGCAGGCGCUGCUGACUCUGGUGGCAAGGAACCGGAGGCGGCACUGCUGCACCCGAACGCACAGGUGGUGCUGGCCCCUGGGCGGUUCCCCGGCAACUGCCUGCCACUGAAGGGGCAGCAGGGCCACAUUGACAUCCGCCUGCGCUCCACCAUUGUGCCGCGUGCCUUCACCCUUGAGCACCUGCCCAAGAGCAUCGCGUAUGAGAUUCACAGCGCACCCAAGGACGUGGAGUUCUGGGGCAGGCGCCCUGCCAGCACCCCCACCACCACUGCUGUCGCCACUGCCGCUGCUGGCAGCACUGGGGCCAGUGGCGGUGGGGAGAGUGAGGCGGCAGGGUCAAGUGGUGCAGGUGGAGCAGCGGAGGAGGGGGAGUGGCAGCGGCUGGCAGUGGCAAGGUAUGAGCUGGAGGGCGGGCCGGUGCAGACAUUCAGUGUUGGGGAGGCAGUGGAGGAAGCGGGGGGUGGCGAUGGCGUGGGCAUUGGCAUGGUGCGAGUGCGCGUGCUGUCCAACUAUGGCCACCCCAAUUUCACCUGUAUCUACCGCGUCAGGGCGCAUGGGGACGCGCUGGGCGGGUGA
Messenger RNA from Closterium sp. Naga37s-1, 1905 nucleotides. The record is from the annotation of a GenBank genome assembly. NCBI's taxonomy places the organism in Eukaryota, Viridiplantae, Streptophyta, Zygnematophyceae, Desmidiales, Closteriaceae.